Haemonchus placei is the source of this 210-nucleotide messenger RNA. The record is from the annotation of a GenBank genome assembly. Lineage: Eukaryota; Metazoa; Nematoda; Chromadorea; Rhabditida; Trichostrongylidae.
AUGUCCUCUUUUAUUCUGAUCGUGUUUCCCUACGAAAUACUAUUCCGACGGAAACCUUCGAAAUCUGUGGAGACCAAUACCAAUACUCGGGAAGUAUCCGGACUGCCAGAUCAUCUCCAAAACGUGUUCGAAGACGGACGGCCAGUUCCCAGUCCCCUUGCCCGCUAUGGAGCUACGGAACUGGAGCAGCGUAAUGUGCCGGUCGAAUAG